AUGGCUGAUAGAAUAAAUGGAGACUUGAUCAUCCCUUACGCAUCCUAUAUAUCAUUGGGACUCGUGGCAUUAAUCAUUAUUUCAAUGGUUUUAUUUAAACUUGCAGCUCGGGACAAUCGAUUUCUAUUCAAUUCGGAAUUAUACAUCUAUUCUCGACCUGAUCCGAAUCAACGGAAAAAUCAAGUGAAUAAGAAACAACGUGUUAAUACAUUUCUUUCACCUAAACCUACGCCGGCUGCAGAAAGCUGUGCAGCAUUAGAAUGA
This is a messenger RNA of Adineta ricciae, 264 nucleotides long. NCBI's taxonomy places the organism in Eukaryota, Metazoa, Rotifera, Eurotatoria, Adinetida, Adinetidae. The record is from the annotation of a GenBank genome assembly.